GAAUAUAUGUAAUUUUAUUAUGUUAUAGAUUAUUGUUGAUUAACAUUUACUUUUAUUAAUGCAUAUUACUUCAGGUCAAAUAUUUUGAUCAUAUAGGCAGUCAUAGUCCCAUAGUAAUAAAUAGAAUUUUGAUUAAUCACAAUAUAGAAAAAUACAUUUUUAAAAAACUUGAUAGUUUGAUUUAAACAUUUUGACUGCCAUAGAGGAUCCAAAGAUUAUAAUAAUAUUUUACAAAAUAGUUAACAGAUACAGUGAGAUUUCUUUCUAUAAAUUAAGGCGAUAGAGGUUCACUUCUUGAGGUCUAGGAUUAGAAAUUUUAUGUAAUGGUCCAUAUUUGUAUUGUAUUUUAUUGCUAUUUUAAGAAAAAAUAGUUCUAAUGUAUGUUUUUCCCCCCCUUUCCUCUCAAACUAUGCCAGGUACUUCUAGCAUUGACACAACUUGUACUAUCUGGGGUUUGGAAACUGGCCAGGUGUUGGGAAGAGUGAAUUUAGUGUCUGGCCAUGUCAAGACUCAGUUGAUUGCCCAUGACAAAGAGGUUUAUGAUAUUGCAUUCAGCCGUGCCGGAGGUGGGAGAGACAUGUUUGCUUCUGUUGGUGCUGAUGGCUCAGUGAGGAUGUUUGACUUAAGGCACUUGGAACAUAGCACUAUUAUCUAUGAGGAUCCUCAGCAUCAUCCUUUGCUUCGCCUUUGCUGGAAUAAACAAGANUUAAUUUUUUAUAUUCCCUUGUUGUCUCAAAAUAAUGUGGCGGAUGACCAUCAAGCUCUCAUUUGGGAUAUUCAGCAAAUGCCUCGUGCCAUUGAGGACCCAAUCUUGGCUUACACAGCAGAAGGAGAAAUUAACAAUGUACAGUGGGCAUCAACCCAGCCGGACUGGAUAGCUAUCUGUUACAACAACUGUCUAGAAAUCCUGAGAGUGUAAAAAUAAUUAGGCUAUGGGAAAUAAUGAAGCAGGAUGGUAGUCUUUCAGUCUUCUAAAGUUAAGAACAAAGCUGCAUUGAAACAGUGUCACUAGCUCUUAUUAACUUCUUCCAGGAAGACUUACAACUGAAGUUAAUGAGUAUAUAUGAUGAACUUCUUACCCAUCGUUUCUCUCUCUUACCUUCCCCACUCCAUGCCAAUGACUCAAAAAUGCAGGGAUAUCCUUGGUGUUUUAGAUCGUCUCAGAUUUUAUCAACAUGUUCAAUUAAAGUUAUGUAUAUAUUAUGGCCAUUUGUGUUGAGCAUUUUUAUUGCAAUGGCACUGAAUGCCAAUUAAUAUUCUACCUGAAAUAAUUUGUUAUAGAUGCCUAAAAGUUAUUCAUUGUUAUACGCAUUAUAAUAGUACCUUUUAUUAAAUAUUAUAUUCUCUUUCUCUCCCUCCCUUUUUCCAGGCAAUUUCUUUGAUACAAGUUAUGAGGUAUCAUACUUAUUGGUUGUAAUGGCUUCUAUGCAACUGAGUUCUGCUUUUGUUAAAAUUGUUCUUUGCCUAUAAGCAAGGACUUGUCCUUUGUAGGACUUGUAGGACUCAUGCAAAAAUAUCUCAAAUUGAAGCUUUAAUUUAAUAUGCUACAUUAGAUAAUCAUCUAUAUGUUGUCACUUCUCUACAACUAAAGACUCUUCAAAAGUAAUCAAAGUAUAAACUGGGUAUUUGGAUGCAUACCUAGUAUCUGAUAGCAAAAGUGCAUCUAGUUUUAAUUGUAUAUGUGGGUGGCCCUUAUAACAUAUUAUUUACUAAAAUGUAGGAAACACUUCAGCAACUAAUGGUUUUUACUGUUCUAAUAGAUGAGCAUUUUCUUGAGAAGUUUUGCUUUAAACUUUCAACAGCAGUUUUUAUAUCGUUUUUCUUAGCAGUGAUACAAUUAUGCAAAACAAACAAAAAUCUUUCCAUAAGGCAGCAGAGCUUAUUAUAAACAUGCUAAAAUGUUGAGAAUAUAUGUUAAUAUGGGAUGGUGCUUUUUUCUGAAAACAUGAAAAAUGAUCAGAUACAUGCAAUUUACAGAACAAAAUGUUUAAGCAUUUCGUGUAUAUUAGAAUGUUGCUUCUUAUUCCCAUAUCAAGCUGUUUCGAUAUGUAUGGUAACUCUUCUCUGAUACACUAAAAUGAGUGUAUUUGUGAUUGAUUCUUUCUCCUUCACAAAAGAAUAACUUAUUUAGAUUUUAGAGAAGAGGUCAUUGUUUCAUAUCAGACAGCAUUUUUCCACAGUAACUUGAGGGAGGUAUGAAAAGAUCUUUUCAGAUUUAACUACCAAUCAUGUAUAUAGUAAGAUCAACUGUGACAAGACUAUUAAUUAUUUGUCUAAUAUGUGAGUAUAGUACAGCUGAGAGAAAAUAUAAUUGAUAUAUAAAUUCCUUUACUGAUACAUCAUGGGCAUAAGAUGUAUCUUAGACCAUGGGUGUACGAUGUAUCUAGUGAAGGAGCCAAAACAUGCAGAUCUAACAGGCAGUGUUGGAUGGUCAAGUGAUAAAUAUGGAUUUGUGAUAACUGUUUUACAAGGAACAAUGUUCUUAUUGUACUGGAUAUUAAAUAAUAUGGGCUUUUGUUUUUACUACCAAUUCUGAACUGUAACAUGUUAUGUACUCCCAGUGUGAUGAUUUCUUAAAGGUGUGAAAUUUGUAGCAUGACUAUAUAAAGUUCCAAACUUCUUGUUCUUUCAAUGAGCAAUAGCACUGAUUUAUGUUCCACUCCCAGGUGUUGCAUAUCUUUUCUAAAUAUUGUUAGGCAAAAUUGUUACUAAUUUUAUCUUUAUGUGGCAGACAAUGGUUAACAUUGCAAUAUUUUGAUUUUUAUGGAAAAAUACAUAAAAUGGAUUUUAUCUUGAUUUAGGACACCAAUUUCUGAAUUGUAUUGACAUUCUGUACAAAUUUUAAACAGUUUUUUAAAGGGUUUGAAGUAGAAUGCUGGAAUUUUUAAAUUGUCAAUAUUGCUUCCUCUGCAUAUUUUGGUUUGUUCCAUUCCUACUUCCUUAUGUGAAUUCUGCCUUUCUUACGUUUUAAUAAAAUGGAACAUUUCUAAAUUAUU
Molecule: messenger RNA, 2996 nt
Organism: Thamnophis sirtalis
Lineage: Eukaryota; Metazoa; Chordata; Lepidosauria; Squamata; Natricidae
Source: RefSeq, a predicted model, not a curated record